AGAGCGGCUCGGAGAGCGAGCGGGGAGGAGAGGGAGGGAGGAGGGAGAGAAAGGGAGAAAGGAAGGAGCAGGCGGGCGCUGCGUGUGUCUGAGUGUGCCAGUGUGAGUGAGUGUGAGUGCCGGGCCCUGCCUCUCCCGCCUCCCCUGCAGAGGGGCCGGGUGGCCUAGGGAGGGCGGGCGGGCUGCUUGGAGGCAGAGGCAGCGAGAGGCGGCGGCGGGCAGAGCCGAGGAGGAGGAGGAGAGAGGAAAGAGCCGAGCAGCCAUUGUUGAGGGAAACCUUGCAAACAAAGAAGGCUCCGGACUCCCCGCGGCCCCCCGUCCCCCAGGCCGGCCCCCUGGCCCCCAGCCCCCGGCCCAGUGGCCAUUGUAACUUUCCCCCCGGGCUGUGGACCCCGCGGGGCGGGCGGAGGCUGUGCAUGCGAGUCUUUGUGCGGCCUGCGGAGUGGAGCUCCCAGCCGGACCGGCCUGUCCCACUCGGGACAUGAGCUGCUGAAGUUGGCUCCACCUUAGUCCUCACCCUUGCCAGGGUCCCUGAGGGCGUCCAGGCGCUCCCCGCACCUCCCCUGACCCCCUCAGUUCUCCCAGGUUGUUCCUCAAAGUCAUUCAAGCUGUACUCGCCGAAGGAGCCCCCGAACGGCAACGCCUUCCCUCCCUUCCAUCCCGGCACCAUGCUGGAUCGGGAUGUGGGCCCAACUCCUAUGUACCCACCUACAUACCUGGAGCCUGGGAUAGGGAGGCACACACCGUAUGGUAACCAAACCGACUAUAGAAUAUUUGAGCUUAACAAACGGCUACAGAACUGGACAGAGGAGUGUGACAAUCUCUGGUGGGACGCUUUCACGACUGAGUUCUUUGAGGAUGAUGCCAUGUUGACCAUCACUUUCUGCCUGGAGGAUGGACCAAAGAGAUAUACCAUUGGCCGGACCCUGAUACCACGCUACUUCCGAAGCAUUUUUGAGGGGGGUGCCACGGAGCUGUACUAUGUUCUUAAGCAUCCCAAGGAGGCAUUCCACAGCAACUUUGUGUCCCUUGACUGUGACCAGGGCAGCAUGGUGACCCAGCACGGCAAACCCAUGUUUACCCAGGUGUGUGUGGAAGGCCGGUUGUAUCUGGAGUUCAUGUUUGACGACAUGAUGCGGAUAAAGACGUGGCACUUCAGUAUCCGGCAGCACAGAGAGCUCAUCCCCAGGAGUAUCCUGGCCAUGCAUGCCCAGGACCCCCAGAUGCUGGAUCAGCUCUCCAAAAACAUUACCCGAUGUGGGCUGUCCAAUUCCACUCUCAACUACCUCCGACUCUGUGUGAUACUCGAGCCCAUGCAGGAACUCAUGUCCCGCCACAAGACCUACAGCCUCAGCCCCCGAGACUGCCUCAAGACCUGCCUUUUCCAGAAGUGGCAGCGAAUGGUAGCACCUCCUGCGGAGCCUGCCCGACAGCAGCCCAGCAAACGGAGGAAACGGAAGAUGUCUGGGGGUAGCACCAUGAGCUCGGGGGGUGGCAACACCAACAACAGCAACAGCAAGAAGAAGAGCCCAGCCAGCACCUUCGCUCUCUCCAGCCAGGUACCUGAUGUGAUGGUGGUGGGGGAGCCCACCCUGAUGGGCGGGGAGUUCGGGGACGAGGACGAGAGGCUCAUCACUCGGCUGGAGAACACCCAGUUUGACGCGGCCAACGGCAUUGACGACGAAGACAGCUUUAACAACUCCCCUGCCCUGGGCGCCAACAGCCCCUGGAACAGCAAGCCUCCAUCCAGCCAAGAAAGCAAAUCGGAGAACCCCACGUCACAGGCUUCCCAGUAAAGCAAAUCGGAGAGCCCAGGCCACAGGCUUCCCAGUAAAGCAAAUCGGAGAGCCCCACGCCACAGGCUUUCCAGUAAAGCAAAUUGGAGAGCCCAGGCCACAGGCUUCCCAGUAAAGCAAAUCGGAGAGCCCCACGUUGUUCUGCCUGCCUGCCCCUCACAGCUCCAGGGAGCAGAAGACAGAACGAAGAGACUGGGCGUCUAACAUGGGCAACCUCCUUCCACCCACUUCAGGGAGGGACUGGACUCGCUGGGGGCAGGUGCCAAGAUUUGCCCCCCAGUUGCCCUGGGCUGGGCCUGGCCCCUGCAGAGCCUUUUGGGGGGAGGGGGUACUCAUGUGGAUGCCUGUGUGGACCCUGGGCCUCUGAGAAAUGUCCUGACCCUCCUCUCCCCAGGGCAUUUGCCCCCAUUCUUACCCCAGGUUCUGGGUGCCCCAUCUUCCUGAUUUAUCCCUUUGAUCCUGGGGUUUAUACCUGCAGCCCUUAGGGGUUGAAUGUCGGGGCCUGGGUUGAGCACCCUUUCCCUAGGUGGCUGUCAGCAGAGGGUAAAAUUCUGGGCUCCUCCCUUUUGCCACUUACCCAGCUCCAAGUUUUUAAAAAAAAUAAUAUUAUUAAAAAUGUAAAUUAAAAAAACAAAAGUCA
Mastomys coucha (southern multimammate mouse) is the source of this 2436-nucleotide messenger RNA. It is a transcript of the gene Ldb1, whose product is annotated as LIM domain binding 1. Gene Ontology annotation, biological process: positive regulation of transcription by RNA polymerase II; nervous system development; negative regulation of transcription by RNA polymerase II. The record is from RefSeq and is a predicted model, not a curated record. The transcript is spliced from 11 exons. NCBI's taxonomy places the organism in Eukaryota, Metazoa, Chordata, Mammalia, Rodentia, Muridae. Gene Ontology annotation, molecular function: LIM domain binding. Bases 669 to 1796 code for a protein of 375 amino acids. Gene Ontology annotation, cellular component: nucleus; transcription regulator complex.